Paramecium octaurelia is the source of this 1175-nucleotide messenger RNA. Lineage: Eukaryota; Ciliophora; Oligohymenophorea; Peniculida; Parameciidae. The record is from the annotation of a GenBank genome assembly.
AUGCAAAAUGAAUUUGACAUUGAAGUUAAUUUUGAAUAAAAUAGUUCUAUGACAUUCGAAAUGUUUAAAUUUAUAGCUAUUAGUAGUGGACAUAAUAGUGUUAGAUUUCCAAAGGCAGGAAUAAAAAUAAACAAUGAAGGUUUAACGACAACCAAUGGUGAAUAGAUACAAAUUACUUAGGAAUCAAUAACGCAUUAAUAAAUAAAAGUCGGAGAUGUUAUUGGAUAGGGAGUAUCAAGCUAUGUUUGCAGAGGAUUAUAUUUACCUUAUAAUUGCUAAGUGGCUCUAAAGGUUAAUUUUAAUAUUAUAAUAACAGAUAAUUAAUGUUUUCGAUAAGGAUAAGAGACAUUAGAUGUUAAAUGAUCUAAGCACACUCUUAAACGGUUGUGAAUGUGAAUAAUUAAUCAAGUUUUAUGGUGCAUAUUAUGAAGAAGGUAGCUCUAUCAUUGAUUUUUGAGGGACCAUAAGAUUAGUACUUGAAUAUAUGGAUCAAGGAUCAUUGCGAAGCAUCAUUCAAUAAAUCUAUAAGAAUAAUUUAAGUGAGGUGAUAAAUGAAUAAAUAAUUGCAACGAUAACAUAUAAUAUUCUCAUGGGAUUAUAAUAUUUGCAUUAGCAGAAGCAUCAACUUCACAGAGAUAUUAAACCAGAAAAUAUUCUCAUUAAUAGUUUAGGAUAAAUAAAAUUGACAGAUUUUGGAAUUAGUAAAUAAUUGGAAAACACUAUAGCAAUAGCCAGAACUUUUGUCGGUACUUUGAUGUACAUGUAAGAUAUCACUCCUAUUUGCAAAGGUCUCCAGAAAGAACAGAAGGUAAGAACUACUCUUAUGCUUCGGACAUAUGGUCAUUGGGAUUAAUCAUUUAUGAAAUGGCAACUGGUAAGCAUCCAUACUCAGUCUCCAAUAAGUAAAUGACAUAUAUCCAAAUGAUUCAGAAUAUUCUGAAAUCUGAAUCUCCAAAAUUGGACAAUUAUCCAUACAGUGUAGAAAUGAGGGACUUUGUGAACAUCUGGUAAGAUUUGAAUAGGAUUUUAGUUUAAACAAGGACCAAAACAAACGUUUAGAUGCAUAGACCUUAUUGCAACAUAAUUGGAUUGUAAAGAAUGCUUAGAAUAGUCAAUAUGUGUAAAUGUGGAUCAUGCAGAAGGAUCAAAAGUUACAAUUAAUGCAACAGAAAUGA